Molecule: messenger RNA, 2105 nt
Organism: Ostrinia nubilalis (European corn borer)
Lineage: Eukaryota; Metazoa; Arthropoda; Insecta; Lepidoptera; Crambidae
Gene: Sln
Product: monocarboxylate transporter 12
Exons: 14
Coding region: 1-1749 (582 amino acids)
Biological process (GO): transmembrane transport
Cellular component (GO): membrane
Molecular function (GO): monocarboxylic acid transmembrane transporter activity
Source: RefSeq, a predicted model, not a curated record
AUGUCAGUGCAGUCAGCUCCACCGGAGCAGCGCGAGCGUCCCGCCAGCCUGCUGCUAGAGCUGCCGCUCGCUACCCAAGUCGGCGCGUACUUGUCGGCGAUGUCGCCGACGGAGCAGGAGGAGGACUCGCUGCUGACGCUGUCGUCGGUGACGGCGCGGCCGCUGCUGGCCGCCUCGCGCCAGCUGCGCGGCCCCACAGACACCACCGACACCUGUAGCACCAGCCCUCCCGACGGCGGUUACGGCUGGGUGGUGGUCUUCGGCGCCUUCAUGGUGCAGUUCUGGGUGGCUGGCCUGUUCAAAUCCUACGGCGUUCUGUACGUAGAGAUCAUGGAGACGUUCCCCGACUCGUCUGAGUCGGUCGCGUCGUGGAUCCCCGCUGCGCUGUCCACGCUUUGCUUGGCUUUGGCUCCUCUCUCGUCGGCCCUCUGCGAGAAGUACUCCUGCCGGCUCGUGGUGUUCAUCGGAGGCCUGUUCUGUGCGACUGGUCUCGCGCUAUCCUACUUCAGCACUGGACUCCUCCAUCUGCUGCUCAGCUUUGGAGUUAUGACUGGUAUCGGUGGAGGAUUAUCAACUACUCCAGGAAUUGUUAUCGUGUCCCAGUACUUUGAUAAGCACAGAGCACUAGCGAACGGAAUAUGCGUGAGCGGGACGGCUGCGGGCAGCUUCGUGUUUCCUAUGCUGAUUGAGAAGCUGGUGGAUAUGUAUGGACUGCAUGGGACUGUACUUCUUCUGGGAGGAGGCAUGCUGCACGUGUGUGUGUCGGCGACGCUGUACCGCGCGCCGCCCGCCCCCCGCGAGCGGAGCCCCACCCCCGCCACCACCUCCACGGAGAACACCACGCUGCUGCAGGACAUACAGGAGUGUCUGCCCAGGGAGGUGGCCAAGCUCCGUCUAAGACCAACCAGGUCUUCGUCUAUCCUGCACUCCGUGGAAGACCUGUCCACAGACAGCACCUGCGUUUACAAAGCGAGCAGGAGAAAACUAAGCAGGUCCCUCUACAUCCGACCGCCGCUGCCCAGCCGGCUCAUCCAGAACAAGUUGGCAGAACCAGUCAUCAUCAAGCAGGAGCAGGAAGUGCAGAAGGUGGACGUCGUACAACCCAAGAAAGCAAAGAGAAGCUGCAUUGAGAAAAUAUCCAGGUACCUGGACGUCUCCUUACUCAAAGACUGGCGGUUCGGCCUCCUAUGCGGUUCCGUGGCGCUUAUGUCCUGUGGCUCGCCCUACGCGUUAUACUACCUGCCAGCGUACACCGUGGCUAAGGGACACAGCAAGUCUGCUGCAGGUCACCUGGUAGCCAUAAGUGCAGUGCUCGAUCUCUGCGGCAGACUGGGACUCGGAUACCUCUGCGACCUGCAUCUCUUCUGCAGACGGAAGGCUUACAUCGUCAGUAUCCUAGUGGCCGGUGUAGCAGUUCUGACUCUUCCUAGCUUCACAUCCUGGUGGGCACUUGCGAUUGCUUCAGCGGCAUACGGAUUGUGCCUCGGCUGCUGGUUCCUCCUCGUACCAGUGCUAUUGGCGGAUGCGUUCGGCACCGCUCGCAUCGCGUCGUCGUACGGACUCGUGCGAAUGUUCCAGAGCAUAGCGGCUGUCUCCGUGCCGCCUACAGCAGGAUUGAUCAGAGACGUAACCGGCGGCUACUCCUGGUGUUUCUACGGCAUGGGCUCCUGCAUGGUCCUGGGUUCCAUUCCCGUCAUAGCCUUCCAUCUGAGCACCAAGAACGAAGACUCCGAGUCUUCAGUCGAUUGAAAGAAAUAAAUGUGUACUUGAUUCAAGUUUUUGGAGUUUCUCUAAAUAUUUGGUGUUUUUCAACUUUUCUACACAAAAUGUUGAUGGUAUUUGUCGCGAUCGCACAUUUAGAUAAAAAGUGGCAUAACUCAAAAUAAUUCAAAAUUGAGUUUUUACGAAUCUGCGUCAAAAAAUACGUAAAGUACUUGCUGUUCCUGUAAAAAAAAAGUUUUUUGAGUUGCACUGCUUUUUAUCUUGGUGUGCGAAGUAUGUAAUUUAUGUGAUUUGUGGGUAGAGAGGUUAACUGUAUGAAAGAAUCGAUAUAAGUGUAAGUAUAUUUCAUUAUGACCAUAUUCAUGUUAUUAAUUUGUUCAUUA